UCACACGGAGUGUUUCUCGGAAGUGAACGAAUCAGAAAAAUCCACAGAGAGUAGGACAACGUUCGCCAAGACAAUCCCCCUGUAUUGCGCAGCGGAUAGAAUGCGAGCGUAUCGUUUUAAGGGGAUACAUCGACGAAAGAUGCGAAGCGGUUAAUAGUGGUUAGCGAGUGUUGCCUUGUUCAGUCUUCUCUAUAGUGGUAUAUACGAGUGCGCGUACACAAGCAGCCAGUGCAGUGCACUAGGCGUAGUAAUAAUCAUUUUGUGCAUACCUACGGGUUGUGUCGUGUUUGUGCGGUGUCGCGUGAAGGUCGCGAGCAUUUGCGAGAUUGUUCGAGAACCUUGUGUCCGGAAGCACGUUACGAGAAGGUUAAAACGAAAGGUGGACGAUCCUCCUUGGAAAGCCUCGGUAAAAUGGCGGUGAUCGGUACUCCGAUUGGCGCUAAGCGAUAGAAGAGGAUCGCGUUCCGUUCGCGUUCGUCAAGUUUUGUUUUGAUCGAGUUCGUAAGAUAUCUUCGCGGAAACCGGUCGAUUCGUGCGUCCCUGCGAGUCAUUCGGUUUUCACCCCCUCGCCCCUGUUUUUUAACCGUUCUGCGAAAUUUAAGACGGCGUCCCGUUGACACGAGGAAUUAUAGCUAAAUCCAAACGAGGACGAUCAAGGUGGUAAGAACCACCGACGGAACGGUUUUCGACGGCCGCGAUGCCGCAUCGCUCCGACCUCGAAUUUAUCGAAAGGCCGAACGACAAGGACGACUCUAUCGAAUCUUCGUCGGGGCUUAUCUAUAGAUCUUAAAUUUACAAAGGAAUCCCCCCAUCUGCCAAAAUGAAAAUUGACAGGAGCAGAUUAAAAAAGUGCACUUCUGAAGCGCCGCCAGAAUGCCAGGCGCUUAUAAGCAAGCUGUGCUCGUGCUCCCAUGCAGAAUUGCUGGAGGAGCUAAAGCAAAUCUAUGCUUGGACCGUUGGUAAAUGUGAACUAUUCCAUUGGAUUGACGUGUUAGAUCUCAGUGAUAGCAUUUUGGAAGAAGCGGCGGCGAGAAGUCCAGAUAAUCCAUGGGAACUAGCCUGUGAUCUGCCUCAAAAUAGAGAGGCGAAAGAACUUCUUCUUUGGGUUCUCCAUUUCACGACACUGUUGAUCGAACACUCGUUUUCGCGGCAUUUGUACAACAGUAUGGAGCAUCUGGUGUCGUUGUUAUCGAGCUGCGAUAUGAACGUUGUUCUUUGUGUAUUAAAUCUUCUUUACAUGUUUAGUAAACGUAGUAAUUUUAUUACACGUUUGAACACUGACAAGAGACAAGCUUUAAUAAAUAGACUUAAUCAUCUAGCAGAGAGUUGGGGCGGUAAGGAGAACGGUUUUGGCUUGGCAGAAUGUUGUAAAGAAUAUCCAGACAAGCCACUUCCAGCGAGUGCCACAACAUUGCAUUUUGAAUUUUAUGCCGAAAAUGCUACCACAUCGGAUGCACCGGAUACCGCGUCAAAUUCUGGUACAAAGAAACUUGGACAAACAAAUUUUGUAACAUACAUACAUAUAGAAAAUGUGGAUAAAUUUGGUAAAACUCCAGCACAAAUAAUGAACGAUUUAUUAAAAGUCUACAACGUGCCUCAAGAUCGACAGAUGGCGCUGUUCACACAUAUAAGACUGGCCCACAGUUUUUCCGACUACCGAAGGCGUCUGCAAUGUGUUCAAGCUCGGUUGCAAGCAUUAUCAGUACUUGUAUAUAGCAAUGCGCUCCAAGAAAAUGCACAUAGUUUGUUGCAUGCUGGGCUUUUAGAAGAAUUAGUCGAAUUAUUGGAACUUCCACACGCGCAUCUCGUUGAAAUGCGUGCAGCAGCAUUGCGGACUCUUACUAGCAUCAUUCAUUUAGAUCGUAAUCCACAUUUUCCCAAAAAACCUGGUUCAAGAUUAAACAUGAUAAUCGACGUCACUGGAGCCAGAUCGUAUCAUGGAUUUUUCCCCGUGUCAAUUCGCACGUGUAUCACGCAAUUGACUUCGCCACAAUCCGACGGGAAACCAUUCCCGUUGCCGCUUGCAACAGCAUUGUUCAGCUUUCUUUAUCACCUUGCUAGUUACGAGGCUGGGGGCGAAGCUCUCAUUAGUUGCGGAAUGAUGGAAAGCUUGUUGAAAAUUAUGAACUGGCCAGGGACCGAACUAGAACAUAUAACGUUCGGAACAAGGGCGGUCCGUGUGAUAGACUUGAUAACGAACAUUGACAUGCAAGCAUUCCAAGCUCACAAUGGCUUAGCGUGCUUCAUCAAUCGCAUCGAUAUGGAAGUGAACGUUUGCAAAAAGGAGCAACCGUUCGAGAUAGAACCGUUUCUUUAUCAGGAUAAUCCGCAGUCGUCGCGCGAGAGAUCCGUAGAAAGGGACGAGGAUUCUGCGGUUUCGCGACGUUUGACCGAUCCUUACGACGAGCGCGAGGAAUCGUCGAAUCCGAUGGAAUUCUCGGAAGACGAGAACAUGAGCUCGAAGGCGGAGGACAAGAACGAACAAAUACCGGAGUACACUGCUGUAAAGACUGGAAAAACUUGCCUGCCGCAGCGUGCCGCGCUUUUAAAAUCAAUGUUAAAUUUUGUAAAGAAAACGAUUCAAGAUCCGGCUUUUUCUGACAGCAUUAGACACGUUAUGGAGGGCACAUUGCCCUCGUCUCUGAAGCACAUUAUAAGUAAUUCGGAGUAUUACGGCCCUUCGCUGUUUCUUCUUGCUACGGACGUUGUGACGGUAUACGUUUUUCAAGAGCCAUCGUUACUAUCAGCCUUGCAGGAUAACGGAUUGACUGAUAUCGUAUUGCAUGCUUUACUUAUUAAAGAAGUUCCUGCCACUAGAGAAGUUUUAGGAUCAUUACCUAAUGUGUUCAGCGCCCUGUGUUUAAAUCAGCGUGGACUGGAAUCAUUUGUGAAACGACGCCCGUUCGGACGUUUGUUCAAAGUAUUAUUGUCGCCUGUCUAUUUGUCAGCGAUGAGACGACGCCGAAGCGCUGACCCGUUGGGCGAUACGGCGUCGAAUUUGGGCAACGCAAUGGAUGAGCUAAUGAGACAUCAACCAAGCUUGAAGGUUGACGCGAUUGCCGCCAUCAUAAAACUGCUGGAGAAACUUUGGGUCCUGGGUUUCGAUCCUCGUUACGUAUGUCUGCGUGCGGCAAGUAAAUCCGACAAUUCGCCAUCGAAUUCAGCGUCCGGGGGUCGUCAGUCUUCCGGUCAGUCAGUCGGUGUCGGUGUCGGAGACUCUGGUGGCGACGGAGGCGGCGGCGGCGGGAGCAGCAGCGACGAAGAAGAGGAAGACGAAGAGGAAGCCAGCACAAGUUCUCAUCCUCAGCGCGAGGAACAACCUUCGCCGUCGCCAGCGCAACCAGGUCCACCACCACAGCCCAGAGAGAAGACACCGAUCGCUCUGGUCGAAUAUAUACACAACAUCAUGAAAUUCGUCGAUGCUAUUCUCAGUAACAAUUCCACGGACGAUCAUUGUAGAGAGUUUGUCGCCCAGAAAGGCCUUGUGCCUUUGCUGUCUAUUCUAGGGCUGCCGAAUCUUCCAGUGGAUUAUCCAGUUGCACAAGCAGCUCAGGCUGUGGCCACAGUUUGUAAGAGUAUCUUGAAUCUUGCGCACGAGCCGUCGGUCCUCAAAACUGGCUUGUCUCAGUUGAACGAAGUUUUGAAUUUACUGAAACCGCUCCACAGUCACAUGGAAACGCCAGGCGGUUCCGUUUUAUUGCACGAACUCGCAUCUGCUCCAAAUUUGGAAACAGCCUUCACCAGUGUCACGGCGACGCCAUUGCUCCAUGCUAUGAAUGCCGCUCAUGGAUACGUAGUGAUGUUCGUUCAUGUAUGCCGUACCAGCCAGAGCGAGAUCAGGAAUCUAUCUAUGAACCAUUGGGGAUCAGAGCUUGGUCUGUCCGUUUUGAAAGGUCUCUCCGAGCUGUAUAUGUCUUUGGUCUGGGAAAGCACGCUGCUGUUGGCGCUCUGCAGCGAAGACACUAUUCCAGCCGGCUGUGACUUUGGAAAGGAGGAUAUGGAUAAAUUGGUGCCACCCGAAUUGAAGAAUGAUGGCGAAACUUCUGGCUGGUCAGGUGGUGUAUCCUCAGAUAUGGGAAGUAAUGGAAUGACUACAGCCAUGGAAGCCUUGAGUACAGAUCCACCACCUGUACCCAUGGAGGUGGACGAUAAGCCAAACGUUGGUACAGGUAGAGCAUCUCCAAGUUCUCAUCAGCUUAAAUACAUUAAGCCAUUGCUAGGCGCUUCGUCUAGGUUGGGAAGAGCUCUGGCAGAGUUGUUCGGUCUACUCGUGAAGCUUUGCAUGGGUUCUCCAGUGAGACAACGCAGAGGGCAGCAGAUGCCCCUAACACCAGCCCUUCCUUCGCAAGCAGCUAGAAGCGUAGCAACUGCCUUAAAUUGUUUAUUGACUCGUGGAUUGUCGUGGGAUAUAUUACCCCCAUCGCCGAUACCCAAGUUUAAAUUGACCUUCUUGAUAUGCUCUGUAGGUUUCACAUCUCCGAUGCUAUUCGAUGAAAAGAGGUAUCCGUAUCACUUGAUGCUUCAAAAGUUUGUUAAAUUGGGUGGACAGAAUGAAUUUUUUAACACUUUCCAUUGGGCGUUGUCCGGAGGAGGGCAAUUUCCAUUAUCAGAAGGAUUAGAGCAUCCGAACUUGCCCGAUGGCACUGGAGAAUUCUUAGAUGCUUGGCUGAUGCUUUUGGAAAAGAUGGUGAAUCCUAAAGCCAUUCUGGAUUCGCCUCAUGUCGUUUCUUCGAAGUGCACCGGAAUAUACAAAGUGUAUGAAUUCGAUCCGAUAAAAUAUCUCAUCGACAUUCACAAGAAAGCCUUUGAGGCAGUGAUGUUAAUGUGGGGCAAGAAACCGUUGAAAAACUAUGGAGCGCGUAUGACUGAAUCGAUUUUAUCAAUUUUACGACACAUUCUGCGAGGUGAAAAAAUUAUUAAGGAACGCGCUGAAAAAGAAGAGAAUACCGAAGGAGCAAAUACGAGUAACACCAGCGGUGGUACCAGUGGAAUUGGAAGGACUGGAGCAGUACCCGAUCGCAGAGAAGAACCGGAAGCGGACGUAAAUUUAGAACUCCUUAGACAACUAAUGGAUAUGGGUUUCAGCAGAGCCCAUUGUAUAGAAGCUCUGCUUCAUACGUUGACAGUCGAACAAGCUACCGAUUAUCUUUUGACCAAUCCCGCUACAUUACGCAGAUCGGACGUACCAGCGGGCGAUGCAAGUGGACAAGGUCUGAUAAUGGACCUGGAAUUAGUCGACGAUGAUCAAAUAAUGCAUGCUAUAGCGAUGUCGCUCGGAGAAGCGGAAACGCGAAAAGUUUCCGGCCCGGAGGAACCCAAUCGCGAGAUCACUUUAGCAGAAAGUAUAGACGAAUUUACAAAUAAUGCUUUAAGUCAGUGUUUGAAUUUGUUGGAUCUCAUGCCUGACACCGUGUACAGAGUUUGCGAUUUAUUGGUUACUAUUACUAAGAGAAACGGAGACGAAUGGCGCGACAAUAUGUUACUACAACUUAUGAAAGAGAUCGGCAGUCUAGUAGAUUAUUUAAUUGAUACCACUCAGAAUCAAUAUCCAACAGCUGGUACGCGAUUGGUAGAAUGCGAGGAAGCUAACAAAGUUGCUGGACGAAUCUAUCUUUACACCUUGUUCUUCGAGGGAACGUUCCAAGAAAUGCGAGUGCCAUGCGCUCAGAUCGUAGAAGAAUGUGACAUCCUGGACUUGCUCGUGCGUUUGCUAGUAGUAAGCGAGGGACCGUUGACAGCGAAUAAAAAUAAACCCGUUAAAGAUAAUAAUAAAAAUGCAACACCGACUACAAACACUCCGAAAUGGUUGGCACCUUUGUUGUUGCUUAUAGAUCGGUUGGAAAAAGUGGCGAUAUUGACCAAGAGAAAGCAAUUGAUGCACAAGGUGACGAAUAGAAUGUGGAAGUGGUUUGACCUGAGUACGGGAAAAUGGACAUUAUACUCUGCGCUAAAUAAUCGAAUAAUCAACGAUUCUUAUUGGGCCGGCGAGUCCAGUGCCAGAAUCACGUGCAGCAGACGAAGAUAUCUCAUCACCUUUUCGUCGAUGACACAGGUGAACGAAGAGAGCGAUAAUAGAAGGCCCAUCACGAUGGGUUUCAAAUUGAAUAACGGAACCGAGGACGGCGGAUCCGGUUCCGACUCGAACAUGGAUACCGACGACAGCCCGGUGGAAAACAAAAGGAAUACCGUGGUGCAAGGGUUGAACCCGAGCAUAGCUCCAAGCAUUAUACGUACCUGUGUAAAAUUAUUGGCGAUCCCGGUGGAUCGAGACGCUCUCCACGCUUUGAUGAAAGUUUGCCUGCGACUCACCAGAGAUUACGAGAACGCGAAAAUAUUUGCUCGGGAGGGCGGCGUGAAGCUUCUAUUGGAAAUGACGCAAGCGAGCAGCUUCAUCGGAUGCGUACCGUUGAGCACCCUUCUAAUACGCCACACCUUGGAGGAACCGCGAACGCUUCGACUGGCUAUGGAGAAGGUGAUACGCACUCGUACCCAGGGUAACUUGCCCCCGGCGUACAAAGAGAUUCUGUUCAUGACGCGUCAGAUCAGCAGCGCCGUUUGUCGGAACCCGGAGGUCUAUCAAGAGGUAUGCAAAAAUAUUCUGAGAGUCGAUGUGAAUUUGCCGCGAAGAGAGGACGCUGACAACAGAUUGAUCGUGAGGGCUUUGCACCCGAGGCAUUCCCCGGCGCUGCCGAUGGUGGAAGAGGUCUCCGUGUCCGUCGUACACGAUCUCCUGAACGCUCUUAUAAAACCCAUGCCGAUUCUGCCCGACGAAAGCACCGCCACGCCGACGGAAAGCCCGGUGAAGAAAACGCUUCGCUCUACGGUGCCGACGACGACCUCGCGCCCUCAUGUUCUCAGGAACAACGCGACAGCCACGAACGAUCCCCUGGACGACGAUGACCAAGUGUCUCACAUAAUUCCGCUGAAGAUCUAUCCGGACGUCGAUAACAAUGGGAAAGUCGAGCCGGAGGACGCGAAGAAACCGUCGCUGGCGAAAUCUGCCAUACUGAAGAUCCUCGCGGAGGCUGUUCGCUCGUACGGCGCGGUCGCGUGCUUGAUCACGGAUCACGUGUAUCGGGCAGGACAGAGCGAGAUGGUGGCAGAGGACACGACGGCGCUCGCCUUUCUGUUGGACAAAUUGCUGCCAAUGUUGCCGGAGAAUUCUAGCGACAGACAGUGCAGCAGCAUGGCCAGAAUGUUGAUAGCCGCGAUCGCCUCUUGCAACCACUCGCCGGAAGCACAGACAACGUUGGUCACCGAGGUGAAGGCUGCAUUGACGAGAACCCUGAUGCUUCCCGAGUGCUCCGAGAAGCACGCUCAGCUUCAACUGUUGAUCGGUUUGAUAUCGACCAUGAUCGACAGCUGCCCUCCGCCGAACCCGACUCAUCAGCUUCGGGCCUCUCUGAAGAUGCAUCAAUAUAAUAACGUCAACUACAUCGUCAGGCUCAUGCUAAGGAAGGGGAUAAUAACAGAUUUGGCAAAAAUCCCGCACAGUCUGGAUCUAUCUAGCCCGAACAUGGCUGGCACCAUCAAUGCUGCUUUGAAACCGCUCGAGACACUCUCUAGGAUCAUAAACCAACCGAUGCCAGGAGCGGUUACCAAUCAAUUUUCAAAACCGAAAAGCAGAACCGUUCACGAAGAGCCUAUAGGAGAGCAAACGGGAACUACGACGUCGGAAGCGACGCAUGCUGUUGGCGAGGAAGCAAACGAGGAUCCGGAGAACACGGAACACGACAUAUCCGUUACCGCUGAAAGCCUCGAGCCCACCUCGGAGAGCCAGGUGCACGAAGAAGGGGACGAAGCUGCGUUGGAAGACAUCAUGGAUCAGUUUCUAGAAAGUGUACUAUUCUCCAGGGACGGCUCAGCCGUGGCGGAGGAACAACCCUGUCGGCCCCAUAGGCCAAUGGAUAUCGAUGACGAGAGUCUAGCUAUACGCGACGGAGAAGGUGAUUUCGACCCAACACGAGACACCACAGUAAGAGAGGAUUUGAUGAGCUCCGACUCGGACUCUGACAGCAAUCCUUCCGAUGACAACGAAGAUGAAGUACAGGACGAUGAGGAUGAAGAAGAGGAGGAAGAAGACGAUGGUGAAGAGAAUGAAGAGGAAGAGGAGGAGGAAGAAGAUGUAUCCUCGAAUUACGAAGAGGAUGGAAUAGAAAUUUAUGGGAACGUCGGUGAUACUAGCGUCUUCAGGAUGUUCCCAACGAACGAACGUGAUGGUAGCAACGUUGUCAUGAUUCAACAUAAUAUCGACAAUCAGGACAACGUAAAUUCUUCUACUCCUGUUAUAGCGCGACCUACUCUUCCAUGGAGUACAACGUUUCCUCUGCCUCUGGAGAUUUUCGAAGAUUCGCCUUCAGUCUCCGAAGGCAAUGGUAUUAACUUGCACCCGUUGCUAAUACCACAGAACAGUUUGGAAGCUGCUAGUACAAGAGCUCAGAGAGCUCUACGACAACGAAGGUAUCAGUAUCUUCAAUUAACAAACACACGAAAUCCGAACCCGCCAGUAAUAUUACAAAGACUUUUAGGCCCGGCCGCGCAAGCGCUUCCUUUGUCAGCAAGUCAGGUUUUAGCCUCGAGUUUUCGAGAUACGCGCGUUGUCGUGAUGGACAAUGGUCUUGGAAUAUUCACGAAUCAAGAAGAGGAACCAGUAGAUUAUGUGGAUCAAUCCGGUUAUCUUUUCGGACCCAGUCUUGCAGCUACAUUGAACAACAUUCCAACUGCGUUACACUGGUGGAUCGAAGAAAGUAAAUUAUUAGAUGGAGAUUCUCAGCCAGAUUGUUGCGUUGGUGUUGUACAUAAACUAAUCCCUGAUCUGGAGAAACGCCGAAAUGCGGUACUAGCGGAGCGAAAGGAACGGCGUAAGAAGCAGCACAAUUCCGAGAAAAAGGACGAGAAAGAUGGCAAAGAGGAAAAAGAUCAUCUGAAUAAUACGGAAUCUGGUACUUCUGCCGUAAUACCCAUGGAGGAGCAAAGGUCGACCGCCUCGACGUCCCAAAGAGAAGACGCGAACCGUCUCGUCACCGUGUUCGAAACUUCCGUAGAAACGACUCGACAGGAACGUACGCCGGACGAGGACAUUAUCGAUGUGACGGGCGAAAUGGAAGUAACGGUUCAAGAAGACGAGGAACGACCUCCGCCGCCGCCACCGCCCGAGGAACAACCUACAGAACCCAGAGAUCCCCGAAUAAGCAAUCGAAACCCGACUUUAGAGCUGGCUGAAAGUAUCGUCGACUCCGUGCUCGGACCCUGCGCGUCCGAAGCGAGCAGGCUAAGACAAACCGACCGUAUCGUUGAAGGAUCCAACACCAACGAGACGUCCAGUCGGUCCAUCGCCAACGAGACGUCUAGUCGUUCCAACGCGUCCAUAGUGGUUGAUUUUAGUCAAGAAGGUAACGAAGACUUGUUGAGAGAAAGUGACUCGUCUGAAUGGAUCAGAAUGCUUUUAACCAAUGACAGUCAAUCAAACGUUGAACGAAACGCAAAUAUUCUCAAUCAAGAUUCUGCGACUUCAGCAUCAGAAAACAUUAAUCCAGAAACGUCAGAACCACAGCAGCAACAGCCGCAACAACCACAACAACCACCACCGCAGCAACAGCCACAGCAACCAGAGCAACCACCACAACCAUCGCAGCAGCAGCAACAGCAACAGCAACAGCAGCAACAACCUCAGGAACAGCAAUUACCGGAUGGCGUGGACCCAUCGUUCUUGGCCGCGUUGCCGGAAGACAUGCGCGAUGAAGUAAUUGCCGAACAGCUCAGACUUCAACGAAUCCGACAACGAGCACAAGCAACCGUGGUCGAGGAAUUAACAGGACCGGUCGAAGUAAAUCCUGAAUUUCUGGCUGCCCUGCCGCCGGCGAUCCAGGAAGAGGUUCUCGCGCAACAACGUUUGGAACAACAACGACAUGCGGCUGCAUCCGCCAACCCAGAAGAUCCAGUCGACGCAGCAGCGUUCUUCCAAAAUUUGCAGCCAUCUCUCCGACAGGCGAUCUUGACUGACAUCGAGGAAUCGCAAAUAUCGGCUCUUCCGCCAGAUUUGGCACAAGAAGCUCAGAAUCUCAGGAGAGAAUGGGAGGCUCGAAAUCGACAUAUGAUGCAAGAAAGAUUCUACAAUCAUGUCAGCCAAGGGAAUGCUACCUUGAACAGUAUAUUAAGGAGUAGAGGAGGCAGAACUGGCACGACGCGUUAUGCGAUUCACGCGGUAACGCAAAGAGGACAAUGGAGCCCGUGGAACGUGCGCGGUGAUUCUAGUAUAACGCAUCAGGGAGCCGGCCUACGAUUAAAGGGCAGACAAUUGCUGGACCACGAGUCCAUGGCCUGUCUAUUGGUGUUACUGUUUGUCGACGAACCAAAAAUUAAUACGCUGAGGCUCCACAGAGUCAUCAGGAAUCUCUGCUAUCACGGUAGCACAAGGGAGUGGGUGGUCAAAGCCUUGCUAAGUAUCAUGGAAAGAAGUAAUGACGAGAACAAAGAAAUUGCCGCGGAUUUCGGCGGAAAGUUCAAAAGGAAAAGCCUGAUGUCCACGAUGGAUUAUCAUUUCUCCAAUAUUUUCGACCAAAGAAACAACGCACAAUCGUGGAUAAAUAUUAGCAUCGACGCCGCACUUGGAUGCAGAGCAAACGUCUUUCAUAUCGUUAGACACGGAGUCAAGAAGUCGGCAAGGCAAGGCAGCAGUAUCGCUAUUCAUCCCCAAGCAGCGCCUACAGUGUGCAGACACACGCUAGAUUUACUGAUAUCGCUGGCGAAAGGGUUCUCCGGAUAUUUCGUGCCUCUCAAGUCCAAGGAGACGGACGAGAAGGAAGCCAAUAAAGAGAAAGAUUCGAACAACAAAGAAGAGCCGGGUUCCAAGAACAAAUCCGCCUCGAAGCCUGGAAAGAGCGAUCAGCCAGAUUUCUGGGAUAUGCUCUUGAAACUUGACUCGUGCGCCUCGAAGAAGGGAAAAUCGGUAGCUAGGACGCAUUCAAAUUCGAAUCUGGGAAAUGAGCCGGAGUACAGCACGACUACCUUCGAGGCCUCUGCAUUCGGUCAAUUGAUAUCGAUGCUGAACUGGACGGUCAUCAAGCGUAGCAGCCAGCUAACAGACAAACUGCUGAGAUUGUUGUCACUGAUCUCGAUCGGGCUGACGGAGGUGAACCCAUAUCGCAGACAAGAAGGAAACAAGAAUAAAAAGGCAGACGUAAACAAGGAACAGAGCAUAGCCGCGCCUGAAGAACAUCUCCGAUUGGCUGUGCAGGUCCUGACCAGCAAGAGCUGCUCCGAAGAGGGACUGGAAGAUGCGACUGCUCUGCUGCUUAAUCUAUCCCAUUGUCCUGAUCCCACUAGGCAACUGAUAUUAAAAUUACUCAUGGAAGGCGCCAUGGAGCUGGCUAACAUGGUUUGCGAGCAUAUAAACGAUCUGAUGAUGGAGUUGAAAGUUUUGAAUCACGAAUUAAGACGUACUUACAUUGACGAGCAACCUUCGACCAGCGCUGGGGGUCCGCGUGGAGUUCUUAUGGAUAGGUUUACGAACGAAAAUGUAAUAGUCACAGCACCGAGCAAGGUCAAAGCUGGAAGUGACCUUCAGUUACCAUCAAUGGCUGCCCUUGUUAGCAAAACUUCUAGUCAGGCAUUCUUCUUAAGAAUACUUAAAGUGAUUGUACAGAUAAGGGAAGCUGUACGUUUAGCAAACACUAAGAAAACAGUCAAUCAAACCACAGAAGGUACCGGUGACACUGCUACUACGAAUCUAGCUAUAGAAGCAGGCGAUGAUAAUACCGAUGCUGACGUUCCGAUGGACACGACGCAAGCAAACUCGUCUCAAUCUGAAAAUGCGAAACCCACUACUACCGCCUCCACCAGCGAAGAAAAGCUGCCGUUAUUAAGUGAAAGUUUAGUACUGGAUCAUUUGUGGGAAACGCUCAGCGCCUGUCUAUUGGAAUUGGAAUAUACCCCGGAUCAUCACGCUGUUUUAGUUCUACAGCCGGCAGUAGAGGCAUUUUUCCUGGUACACUCGUCGUUGAGUACCUCUCGCGAACGUCAAAUGAGUACAAACGCAGAAAACCGUGAGGUUGUUCCCGACUUGGCGCCAGUUUCACCGAUAUAUUCGGACAACGAGGGCACAUCCCAAUCAGAGGCUACCAUUAACACUUCUUGGGACAUGACUCCACCGCCCCAAAAGACACUACCACCGGACCAACUCAAGUUCCUCAAAUUUGCUGAAACGCACAGAACUGUUCUUAACCAAAUUCUUCGUCAAACAACCACGCAUCUCGCGGAUGGACCAUUCUCUGUGUUGGUGGAUCACACGAGAGUCCUUGACUUCGACGUGAAAAGACGAUACUUCCGGGCAGAACUCGAACGAAUGGACGAAGGUAUUCGCAGAGAAGAACUGGCAGUGCACGUUCGCAGAAGUCAUGUCUUCGAAGAUUCGUUCCGGGAGCUUCACAGGCGAAAUGCCGACGAAUGGAAGAAUCGAUUUUACAUCGUUUUCGAAGGCGAGGAAGGCCAAGAUGCUGGUGGAUUACUUAGAGAAUGGUACGUCAUCAUUUCGAGGGAGAUUUUCAAUCCCAUGUACGCUCUGUUUACCGUGAGCCCCGGUGAUCGAGUAACAUACAUGAUCAACUCUUCGUCGCAUUGCAACCCCAACCACUUGUGUUAUUAUAAAUUCGUCGGUCGAGUUAUCGCCAAAGCGAUCUAUGACAACAAGCUCUUGGAAUGCUACUUUACUCGUAGUUUUUAUAAACACAUUUUGGGAAUAUUGGUGAAGCACACGGACAUGGAAAGCGAGGAUUAUAGUUUUUACAAAGGGCUCGUGUAUCUCACAGAACAUAAUAUCGCCGAUCUUGGAUACGAAUUGACCUUCUCCACGGAGGUGAACGAAUUCGGUGUGAACGAUGUACGAGAUUUAAUACCAAAUGGACGUAACAUCAUCGUUACCGAAGAAACGAAGUUAGAAUACAUCCGUCUUGUGUGUCAGAUGAAAAUGACCGGAGCAAUUCGUAAACAAUUGAACGCGUUCCUAGAAGGUUUUUACGACAUUAUUCCGAAACGACUGAUCUCCAUAUUCAACGAGCAGGAACUUGAGUUGUUAAUUAGUGGAUUACCCAAUGUAGAUAUCGAAGAUCUUAAGGCCAAUACAGAGUAUCACAAGUAUAGUGCAACUUCUUUACAAAUCCAGUGGUUCUGGCGAGCGCUCCGAGGUUUCGAUCAGGCAGACAGAGCCAAAUUUCUACAGUUCGUCACCGGAACUUCCAAGGUGCCGUUACAAGGUUUUGCCGCUUUGGAGGGAAUGAACGGUGUACAAAAGUUCCAAAUUCAUCGCGAGGACAGGUCAACAGACAGGCUUCCGUCAGCUCAUACAUGUUUUAAUCAACUGGAUCUACCGGUUUACGAAACAUACGAUAAACUUCGUACGAAUUUAUUGAAAGCAAUCCACGAAUGCAGUGAAGGGUUCGGUUUCGCCUAAAUUCUUGCAAAAAGUUUGGCAAUUCGUGCGUGACUUUUGCAUG
Colletes gigas is the source of this 13490-nucleotide messenger RNA. RefSeq names its product E3 ubiquitin-protein ligase HUWE1 (gene HUWE1). The record is from RefSeq and is a predicted model, not a curated record. Lineage: Eukaryota; Metazoa; Arthropoda; Insecta; Hymenoptera; Colletidae. The transcript has 44 exons. Bases 821 to 13447 code for a protein of 4208 amino acids. Gene Ontology annotation, cellular component: nucleus. Gene Ontology annotation, molecular function: protein binding; ubiquitin-protein transferase activity. Gene Ontology annotation, biological process: proteasome-mediated ubiquitin-dependent protein catabolic process; positive regulation of protein catabolic process; protein polyubiquitination.